Messenger RNA from Colletotrichum lupini, 3102 nucleotides. RefSeq lists its product as uncharacterized. The coding region runs from base 1 to 3102 and encodes 1033 amino acids. The transcript has 18 exons. The record is from RefSeq and is a predicted model, not a curated record. NCBI's taxonomy places the organism in Eukaryota, Fungi, Ascomycota, Sordariomycetes, Glomerellales, Glomerellaceae.
AUGGUCUGGGACAAGAGUCUGGAGGGUUGGCCUGGACAGAGCCAGCCGGCCGAUGGGCUAGUGAAUUCAUGGAGAGGCAACCCGAGGCCCGGGAACGAGGAUGGAGCCCGACUGAGGGAUGCGGAGCCCGUCACUGGCUUGUCACCGGGGCUCCAACCGACCUUUUUGCGAUUCCAGAACUCUAGCACGGUACUCCAUCAACGCCCAGCGGCCCAGAAAGUUCCCAAGCUGCAAAGUGAUUGCAGUCCUCACAUUCCAAGGUCCUCUGGGCGUACCGGUGUACUCAUGGGACCGGGGACGCGCGAGAGCGCUAGGCCGGAUGAGGGCGAACGGCGGCAAACUGGGGGAAAAGAACCUUGGUUCGGCAAGAGUGGAGAAGCCUACGAUUGGGAGCCUGUAUCCGUAAAGGAGCAUGGUUCACCGAGGCUCUGGGAAGACGAUACCUACCUAGCUGGCCAUGCUGCCGAAUCAGAUACGUGGGAUGAGCUGGAACCUGUAGUCCGCCAGAACGACUUCAUCGACGCGUUCCGUAUUCAAUUCCUUAACAAGGAUGCGCGGGGAAGGGCAUUUGACUUUAUCGGUGCAUAUUCAAGACGGAAGCAGACGGAUGAGGCCAGUAGUUUGAUGCAGGCCGCAGCUCACCAUGGUUCGCAGAAGACGCAUCUGUGCGGCGGCUUUCAGGGCUGGGUGCGAGCCAACGAGCCUCGCGAACGAACAAUGGCUCUGUCGGUUCGUAAGUGGCUUGCUGCUGGCGUCCUUCUUCUCCCCAUUCUCGAGGCGUGUGUGUCAGCGGCUUUGCAACGGAAUGUCUUGGGCAGUGCUGCGCGCUUGAAGCACUUCUCGGGGUUGGGGGUCCAAUUGCAUUCUCGAAACAGAAUCGCGGUGUGGGAGGGCGGUAUGAGACGAGACACUGCUUCACGGGCGACGACGGAUAACGCGUUUAGAGAGUCUGUAUUACCAGAAGGUUUCGUGCCACUGCCCAAGUUGACGCGAGAAUUGGACGAGCCCAGCGUGAAUGUCACUGGGGAACCUGGACCCGUGGCCGCCAUGACUGGCACGACUGGCAUCUGCGAGAAUGUGACUGGGGGCCAUGCGGCAGAGGGCCUUGGUCUGGUGUUUGUUGGAAUGGAGAUUGAUCAUUGUAUGCUCGGAGGUCUCUUGCUGGCUGACCUCGUCUCAAAGGCGGCAAAAAGAGUCGAGAACCAAGACAGGGAAUUCCAGCCAUUCUGCCGAUGGCGUACAAACAAGGAACCUGAGGUGAGAGACCUGUCCGAGAAUAGACAGAGACAAAGACGGCAUCUGCAUAGGUAUGUAAGCGCAACAACAUUGGUAGACAAGCCAUGGGCGCAGCAACAGCCAAGAUUCAGGACCAACAAGAGCAACGAAACUGCUUGCGAAGUUAUGGAUAGCAACUUGCCUAGCUUUGUGCUUCUGAGGCAAUCGUUCCAGAAGCAGGAGCAAUAUCUUCACUUACUGGGGUCGUUACAGACGACACUCCUGACUGCACACCUCCCUCCAAAGGCUCAGAGUCAGGUGACCGAGGCAGCAAGUCUCAAGGCAGCUAGGUACCUACGCAGUAUGUACGCUUGCCAGUCGCUGGGGUCGACCAUCGAGCGAAUCUGGAAAGAGAGCACAGGCUCCAGAAUCCCACUUUUCCUCACUUUGACCAGACCUGGAGCGCACGUGUUGCUUCUCCACUUUGCCAUGGAACAGGUGCGGAGGUUGGCAAUCCAAACAUUUGAGGCCAACAUACUUCGAAGAAACAAGCAAAGCAGAGCAGAGACAGAGAAAGCAAUGUCAAAGGAAGAACAUGCCCCUAUUUCAGUGUUGGCUGGUGAUUUUGGCUGGACAAGUGGCCCAGUGACGCUCGUCGUCCUGAGUGAGUGGAGGCCACUAAAGGAGGAGCCUGGCAAGCCUGGAACUUGGAAGCAAGGAGCGAUCGAACCAAAGUACCUUUUCUGCCAGCUCGGCGAGCGGACCACAAACCCGCAACGAAAAAAGAUACUGUUUUUAUUUCUUUUCCUUGCUGCCAUUCCGCCAUCUCAUUUCAUCUUGUCGCUUGAGCUCGAGAUUCCCAACAUUGGGCCCUUGUUCUAUGCUCUCAUUGCCUCGAUAACCUGUCGCCCACCCAGCGCUACGCUCAAGUCUCAAAGGAGAGAAGAGGUAAGAAAGGCGAAGACGCCUUCUUCCCUCUUGUUUUCCCUCGCCGCUUUCACUAUCUCGUUGCUUGAAGCCAACUUUAUUCCCCGCAGCUUGGAAACCUUCCAUUCUCUCCCACAAUCCUUCCAGGUUACGUCUUUGGCACCUACUCGACAUUCUUCCAUGCCCGGCAUUUUGCUGUGCGAACAAUUGAUAGAACCCUUCUUCAUUCCUGCCUGUCACCAUUUACCGCUCCCGAGUCGUCUCACCGCGUUAUUGACCGAUGCCUGCUUUUUCGGCUUGCCUUGCAUCGCCCCCGUCUUUCCUUCCACUGCGGCAUUGCUUCUGCGCUUUCAUUCCAUUCCGAUCCGUUGCGGUGUGAGCAGCGGGCUUCUGUUGUGCCGUGCACCUACUAAUUGGGUACCGCAUUGCUUUACUCAAGGCCUCCCAAGGCGAAUCUACAAGUACCUCCCGCCAGGUACUUUUUCUUCAGGGGUGCCCAUCCACCUGGGGGCAGGCAGUGAAAACCUGGAACGAACCUCCCCGUGCUGUUUCUCCUCCGCGGUACUGAGGUACCUUCCAUUACCUUCAUUGCCCCCCAAAACCGACAAGGACCGCGCCGCAUCACCAACGAGUCGCUCUUUCCGCCGUGGCCCGCGACACCCUAUCCGUACGUACCUAAAGUUCCCAAGGCUCCUCCUGCCCGCCCUCACACCCUCGCGGUUCGCCCUCCCCUCCCGCCUUGGUUUACCCGCACCCGUAAGCCGUGCCUGCAACCUGCGACCUGCGACCGUAAUCCCGCCCGCCACCUUCGAAAUCCCCAACCCUCACUCACACCCGAUUCCGAUCCCAAACCUUUCAUUUCCUCUCCUCUUCGACACCUCCCCUCUCUUUUCCGACACUCUCACGACAAAUACUCCCCGCCUCACAUCGCAUCUUGCAGCAGUCGAGAUUUCGAACUAG